AUGGACCAGUAUGUGUCCACAGCUCCUCCCUGAUUCCCUAUAGCACAGCUGGGAACAUUUAAACAAGACUCUGCAGGAAAGGGACGGAUACUCAAGGGGAAUUUGCUGCAGAAGAAAGCACCUACCACAUUUGAAAAUGAACACCAUAUUCGUUUCUUCACAUUGUUGGUUCUUUUCCAUGUGACGGUGUUGCUGAAGAAUCAUAGCAGGAUACAAGGGGUUUCUGAAGACUGGAAAAGGGCAAACAGCAUAUUUCGAAAAGAGCCAGUAAGCACGCAUCACUUCACGAGAAAGCGCCGCGGCCAACAUUUCUGCUGGUCUGCUCCGGGUUUCAGUGAAGGGCAGGCCUGGAAGCACCUUGGGAAAUGAGGAAGCUCUGUGUUCAGCAGUGUGCUCUGUCCUCUGUGGAACAGAAGAACCAACAUGUCGUUUCUGCCUCCCAGAAACUCCAGGGGUUGAAAAGCCUCCCAACUUACAGCAAGGAUGAUGAAAAUAUAAGCUCUCAGAAUUCAAAAACCAAGAUGAACUUUCCCGCUCUUUUUUGCUCGUGUCACUCAUCCCUGAGAGAGAAACGCAAAAUACCAAAGCCAAUUAUGUGCUUUCUACGUUUGAAGUCAUCCAGGAACACAGCAGAAGCAGAAUAAAUGACACCACGUUUCUCUCUCACAGCCUUCAUACCAUGGAUUUUCCCUGCUCAAGAUAAAAAGAAAUUAAGAGGAAAUCAGAUUGCUUAGAGAGAGCAGAUUAUUGCUCACUUUUUAAAAGGAGCUCCACAGAGAGAAUGAAGAACGUGUAACUUUUUGCAGUGACAAUGUCUGCUUUGCUCUUGAGGGGCACUCUUCCUUUUUCUGCUCAGGGAUAUUCCGGAGGAGAGCUGCAGAUGCCACCCAACCCUGCGAAAUCUGCCCUGCGAGUCGAAACAGAUCCAACAGUGAAAAGAACUUCUUCAUUAGGACAUCAAGCCUGUAGUCAUAUUUUCAAUUGCUGCUGUAACUUUUUCCUUGCAAGUGCUUUCACUUAUUUCGGGACCACCUAAGGCUCUGUGUGGUACACAGCAACACAGUUUGAGAUAUUUCUGUGAUGUUCUGUACAUCAUAUAGUUGCUAACAACCUGUCAAAGUCAUCCUGACACCAAACUGAGAAGCUGAUGGUUUGGGUAACGUAUUAGAGGAGAUGAAAAAAACGACAGUCCUCAUUACUGUAAUAAAACCAGCAGAGACACACUGAGAAUCAAUUACUGAUUGUGACCUAAUGAACUAACCCUCAGUCAAGUAGAAAACUGCACCAAGCCUCUUACAUUAUCAGAUGAUUUAGGAUGGAGCACUGUCUGAAGACGGGCAACAAGUCGAGGCAGAUGAGUUUUCUUAUAUUGUGGCUGACUUAAUUACCUUGUUCCUGAGUGCAGAGAUCAAAUUGAGCAACUUAAGGUGCUAAAGCUCUGUGCCAGCUGGAAAUGAAAAGGAAAUAAUUAACACCAACAAGAGCUACAUCUAAGGUUGUGGCACCUCCUGACAGAAGCAAGGAGACUCAAAGUUAAGGCGGCUGCAAAGUCCUUGACGAGGUGAGCCUUGCUCUGUCCGCCUGGCUGGAUUUGUCCAGGUUGCCUGUGGCAGCUGUGCACUGAAGAGUCCGGCUGGGGAGCCAGGGAUUCAGAACUCACAGUGCAGCCUGGUGACCGAAGGGCAAAUCCACCUGAGGACCUGAGUGCAGAUGGCUGGGCUCCCUGGAACAAAGUGGAGGAAUGACAGAGGUGUAACUCUUACACCACAGCCUCCAUAUGUGUGUCGCAGAGAAAAAUACUAUAAUGGAGACUAUUCUUACACACACACACACACACACAGAGUUCUUGUCACCAUUGGAACAGUCUGUCUUUGUCUUUCAUCUCCCACAGUCAUGUCCAGAUCCCAUUGCCCUGCAUCACACGUGAACCCAGUGAAGUCAACAAUGAAUGGAUGGUGUUCACAGAGAAACCAGCUUAUGGAAGGGGACCUGUUACCCUUCUUUGAAUUAAGUUCUUGGAAGCCAUUUUUCACCUUAUUUGUCACUGUAGUGUUCUCUUCUUCACACAUGCAGAGGUGGCAAGGCAUCAAACCAAAACAUGGCAGGCUCCUUCACUGCCAGACUAGGAGAUGAAUCCUGGGUACACUGAAAUGGAAGCACUCAGAAGCAGUGACACCGAUGACAAUCCAGGCCCCAGGUUCACAUUCCUCAGUCCUCCCAUGAAGGAUCUAGUCCCACCCAGAGGACACACCCAGGCUUCAUCUGCGCUACCUGCACUUCCCAACAGGCAUUUGGAGAGGAGAGACUUAGCUCUGUCAACACAAAGCUCUGUGAAGCCAACUUGAGUGCUUCCCACAAAGGGCUGAGUGGGAUUAAUCUCCCCACAUCACUGAUGAAUCAGUCCCAUCAGCACUGCAUGUGGCAUCAUCAGACUACAAGGACACACUUCAUGAAGGGGUUUCUCAGUAUUGAGUCAUCACUCGAAGACCUGACACACAAAUGAGUCACAGCUGGGAGAGCGUUUGGAGAAAUGGGCAUUUGAGAAAUGGGCUGUGUAGGCCGUAUCCCCUCCAUAGGAAGUCGGCAAACCAGGGCGAGGCAAGGAUGCACCCACUGCAGCCACACACUACAAAUCAGGGGCAGGGAUGCUUAACUCUGCCCAACUUAGAUGAGUUUUAAAAAGCAGCACUUCUCAGAAAUCACCUAGUUAAAUGCAGAUUCUGAUUCAUAAGUCUGGGUGAGGCCAGAGAUUGUGCAAUUCUAACAAAUCCGCAACAAUGCUGCUGGCCUUGCCUGUGUUUGAACUAUCCUGGGAGUAUCAAGGCCUUAAAGCUUCUGUUCCUUCCCCCAGGGUCCUCAUCCAGUUGGGCAGACAUACUAGACAUUCUGACUACAUCCAAUGAGCACAGUCAUAAGUCCUAUGAGCAACUUACCACUCCAAAGGAUGUAGAUGGAGCUGAGUGCUCUAGUAAGUUUCUGGAGCACCAGGCCCCUUGGCCAGCCCAGUCUUCAAGGCCCACUUUUGGGAGCAUGGCCUUUAGGGCUCUCACACAAGCAAGCCAAUAGGUGGUAAGGAGCAGAGCAGAAUUCCCCAGGGGCUGGAGGGUAGGUGUUGAUCAGGCCCAGGCAAGCACAGCACAGUCAAAGUAAACCCAUCCAGGCCUGUGUACCCUGCCCCGACCAUGAGACUCCCUGGAGUUAGUUGAGUCUGACCUGAGAGCAAGGUACAGUCACGGGGAGUAAUUUUCAAAUUAAUGAAUUGUAUACAGACCAUGAGGCAACUGCUUGUCCAGAUGCUUUGCAUAGUCCACUGAUGGAAGCAUUCACUAGGCUCCUUGCAGAACUGAAUGCUGCAAAAAAGAAUUACACAUCUAGAAACUUGAAAAAGAGGGAAGGGAGAUUUGGCACAGGCAUCUUGCUCACUAACCUGAGUCUUUGUUGAAUGAGAACACGGUGCCUGGUGCGGCCACUGCUGCCACCAGGGACGCCAGGCCGAGCCAUCAUUCAGUGCUGCUCUGCAGCGUGCUGCCCUGCCCUCCUGAAAGCUGCGUGAUUCAUUGGAUUUAAUAUUGUCCUGAGUCUCACUCCAGGGAAUUCUGCAGGAAUGUUGUUCAAGAAAAAAAAAAGAAAGAAAGAAAGAAAGAAAAAAAAAAACACAGCCAUUUAAAACAGAGUCUGUAGGCUCCAUUCUAUAAAAUAGGUUAUUAACUUGCACUGAUGGCAGCCAAUAGUUCAAUUGCUGUGAGGUCACAGGUUAUUCAACGGGAAGGGCCACAUUUUCGAUUGUUUUACCCUGACUCCCCGCUGAUAUGCAGGCUUUACCAGGAUUAGUGUUAAAAUCCUCACUGUGAAACGCAAGGCCCAGAAAGAAAGCUGCAUCCUGCUGGCCUCCGCCUCUCGACCAAUGCGGGACCUGUAAAUACUCCUCCCCUUGGCUGCUAUCAAGUCCCUUUACGAUGAAACUGGCUUGUAGCAGCGAAGGGGUCGCGCGGGGACUCUCUCCACCUCCUCCAAAGACUAUAUAAUAGCCCAUGCAGACAUUUCCUGAUGUUUAAAAUCUCUCCAAUUUUCCUCCUCUGCUCCUGCAUUUUUAAUCUCUGAAAUGCCUAUGACUGGACGCAUGUGCCCACUCCUCCCCACAACCAUCCACCAACAUGAAAAGAAGAUUCUGUCUGGAUUUGGGUCUGCUCUUUUCUGGAUACCUACGAGAAGUUCAUCGGGUGCUCUCUUACACUUGCCAAGCUGAAUCAGGCCCCCAGAGGGUUUCCCUCCCACAUUGCCUUCCCGCAUCAUGAGGGAGGCUGCUGCUGUCUGAAACAUAAUAACUGUUUCUUAAAAUUCCUUUCUGAUCACACCUAAACUCUGACAAGUAUUUGCAGCUUCUACCUCCUUUGAAUUUAAGGGAUGACAAACCUGAGCACAGAACAAAGAAUAUCUCCACCUAAUGAUUGCAAGGCCAAUUUCCAGGACUGGACUUCCGAGGCCUUACUGACUUCCGGAACUUGACUUCCGGAGCCUGACUGACUUCCAGAGCCUGACCCAGAAGGCUUUGGUAAUUUUGAACCAGAGAUUUUUCAGGAAUCUGCAGGCUUGGUGUCUGAGGCCCUCACAGUCAAGCCCCAUCCACACACUGGGCAUCACAGCUCUGCCCCAUGGACAGUGCAGAUAAUGUUUAAUUGAAAACAAAAGUGUCAUUUUGGAAGGCCUGCCCUACCCCACCCCACUACCUGACACACGUGGAGGCUUCAGAGUGUGCACGGCUGAGCCUCACUGCCUUCUCCCUCGAAUGUUCCCUGAAGCCCCUCGGAUCUCUUGACAUAGGCGCCUUCUCCAUCCCUGCCGCCCGCUGCUCUUACUGGGGGAGGCUGCUGUCCCCACACCCUGAGCUGGGCUUCGAGGUUGAGAUUCACAGAGGCUGCUGUCCCCACACCCUGAGCUGGGCUUCACGGUUGAGAUUCACAGUAACUCGCCUCAAAGAAGCUACCGGCAGGGAAACAUCUCCUCAGGGUAUGUCUGCUCCCAAACAGACGCCACUUGGAAAAGAUCACGUUUGCUGUUUAUCUUCUACUUGCCACAGUAGUACACGAAAAUAGAGUAUUUGCAAGAAAUUAAGAACAACGAAACUGAAACUCCCUGAUGAUCCCACCCUUGAGAUAAACACGGGUAACAUUUUGUAGGAUUGCUUUUCGGUCUUCUCAGUCCCAUUUCAAAAACAGCACAACAUACAGUAUGAGAUCUCUUGAAAGUUGUCAACCAUGGGCUUUAGACCGAACUUAGGAAUGAAUAUUCUGCCUUUUCUGCUCGUGGCCUGUGUACGCUUCCCACCUCUGCCUUUCCUACCCCUCUGAGUGUUCUCGGAGGAAACCAUGGUGUACCCACGAGGCCAUUCUGGGGAUAUGUUUAAAACUCCUCCUUCACAGAAACAGCCAAAGGGUGAAAGUAUAAAUCAGCUGCCCAGUGUUCAAAAAAAAAAAAAAAAAAAAUCAACCAUGCAGGGUUCAGGCUGGCCUUCCCACCAGCCGAAUGAGCAAAAGGGCUCAAUGCUCUGCAGAUUUGGGGAUGUGCCCUGACACAUGAAAGACUUGUCAUCUGAAAAUCACUGGGGGCCAUGGGGGCCUCCACUAAGGUCCUCAGAGGCCUUCCUUCAUCCACAGACAGCCGGGCAACUCCAAAAGAUGCUGUGCCCUGGGCAACAUCCGAGCCCCUUUUUUGAGGGCUCAAAACAGGCCAUGUGCCACCCACAGAGCACCUGGCCUUCCUCUUCACAGCAGGUAGCUGAUGUCACUGUUGGUCUGUACUCGGAGGUUAUUUGAUGCUUGUCUGUCUUCCCCCAUGAGAUUUUAAACUUCACAAGAACAGCGACUUUGCCACUUAUGCUCAGAAUUUUAUUUCUAGUACCUGAAACCAAGGUUCUCAACAAAUAUUUGAGCCUUUCUGGCUCAGGAGGUGGAAGGCAGUGGC
Messenger RNA from Pongo pygmaeus (Bornean orangutan), 5961 nucleotides. It is a transcript of the gene SMIM21, whose product is annotated as small integral membrane protein 21. NCBI's taxonomy places the organism in Eukaryota, Metazoa, Chordata, Mammalia, Primates, Hominidae. The record is from RefSeq and is a predicted model, not a curated record. The transcript is spliced from 7 exons.